UCUGAUAACAGCAACAGUAGGAGGAUGAUGAGCUCGGCUCCUCCCCCUCUCCCUCUCUUAGCUAUAAGUAGGAGCUGGGGUUUUUGGCUCCUCUCACUUCUCUUGAAGGAUGAGAUCCCUGAAACAUCUCAAACAUCACACCAGGAGUAAUGUGGGAAAGCAAGAGGUUCCUCUGGUGCACUGCUAUUCUAAAGUGAUGGAGCAUGCAGUGGAUGCCGGCACUCAGACUGACCCAGUGGUGGUCCUGUCUCUGGCUCAGGCUGCUGUGCUGGGCCUCAUAUCUCAGAAUGAAAUCUUCGGAGCCACCAUCGCCCCAAAUGGCUUCUACACGGGAGAGGCGCGUGACGGUCCCCCUUCCACUGGAGAAGCCAUGGAGUAUGAAUACACAGAUCGGCUAAUUGGGGCCAACGGAGACUAUCUGUCUGAGCCUAACGGAAAGCACAGGAGGGCUGAGUGCAGGCGUUCGGGGCCCCAUGGGAAGACCAAGAGGCCCCAGAGUGAGGGUGAAUCAGAGGACUCCACAGAGAGGUCUCCGGACACACCGAAUCAGGUGAAAGGAGAGAAGCCUGAUUUCUCUAGCCCCUGUUAUCUCUCAACUCCUCUGCAAACAGAAAAUGAGCCAGAAGUGUUGGACCUAGCAAUGAACAGAGUGGCAAUGAAGGAAGAACUGUGUAACAAAGGCUACCCUGAGUCCUCGAGGGAGCCAGGCACUGUCACUGAUGCUGACUGUGACGCUCAAACUCGGGCCCACCAAAGCCCUGCAGGGCAUGAAAAGGGACCAGCAGAGUCCUUUGAGGAAGGGCGGGGAAAAGAGGAGGAGGUGGAGGAGGAGAGAGCACUGAAUUUGAAAACCUCAGAGGAGGAUGCGAGCCCUGUAAUGAGGCGCUACUAUGAGUCCAGUGUGACGGUGUACGAGGCUGCUGAGAUGGGCCUGGCAGGCGAUUACGAGGAGGGCAGCCAGGCCAUGAUGUGGGCAGACAACGAGAACUCUUUGGGUCGACGCAUGCAGAUUGACCGCCUAGACAUCAAUGUGCAAAUCGACGAGUCAUACUGCGUCGAUGUGGGCGAAGGCCUCAAGCGUUGGAAGUGCCGCAUGUGCGAGAAGUCCUACACCUCUAAAUACAACUUGGUUACGCACAUUCUCGGUCAUAACGGCAUCAAGCCACACGAGUGUUUGCACUGUGGCAAGCUCUUCAAGCAGCCCAGCCACCUGCAGACGCACCUGCUUACACACCAGGGCACACGGCCACAUAAGUGCACAGUCUGCAAGAAGGCCUUUACCCAGACCAGCCACCUUAAACGGCACAUGUUGCAACACAGUGACAUCAAGCCUUAUAGCUGCCGCUUUUGCGGCCGGGGUUUCGCCUACCCCAGUGAGCUACGCACUCACGAGACCAAACACGAGAAUGGGCACUGUCACGUCUGCACGCAGUGCAGCCUGGAGUUCCCCACCCAUGCCCACCUCAAGCGGCACCAAGUCAGCCACCAGGGCCCAACCACCUUCCAGUGUACUGAAUGCCACAAGUCCUUUGCCUACCGUAGCCAACUUCAGAACCACCUGAUGAAGCACCAGAAUGUGCGGCCAUAUGUCUGCUCCGAGUGUGGUAUGGAGUUCGUGCAGAUCCACCAUCUGAAGCAGCACAUGCUAACACACAAGGUACUGAAACAGCAGGCCCUCGAACACAAGGGUAUGAAGGAAUACAAAUGUGACGUGUGUUCUCGCGAGUUCACGCUCUCAGCCAAUCUGAAGCGCCACAUGCUGAUACACACCAGCGUGCGCCCUUUCCAGUGCCACGUCUGCUUCAAGACCUUUGUCCAGAAACAGACGUUAAAAACACACAUGAUUGUCCACUUGCCAGUGAAACCUUUUAAGUGCAAGGUGUGCGGGAAGUCCUUCAACAGAAUGUAUAACCUGCUGGGUCACAUGCAUCUUCAUGCCGGUAGCAAACCCUUCAAGUGUCCUUACUGCACCAGCAAGUUCAAUUUGAAGGGCAACCUCAGCCGACACAUGAAGGUGAAACAUGGAAUCCUGGACACCUCAACUGAAGGACAAGACAUCCUGCCUGAUGCAGAGGGUCAGGAAGAUUACAAGGAGGAGAGCUUUGAUUACAGUGAGAGGGAAAAUCUAGCCAACAACAACACACAAGACUUGGCCAAAAUGGCCAAAAUGAGCUACUACAACUACACCAAGUUGGCUGCACGCUACAACACGGCUUAAGUGGCUGACUGAAACACUAAGAUAUGGACAUUUCUUAGUACUCUAGGUUCUGACAUGAGCCACUGAGGAAAUAGCCAUCAUGAAUGGAUGUGCACUGGAAGCUAUUUUGUCUCUGUAAAACGAGUGACAGCAGCUUCAUUUUAACAAAAUUGUAAUUUUACUUUAGGGCCCAUCCUGAAGAAUAGAGGACAAUUUGUAUAGGUGCUAAACAGAAGUUUUACUUGUCACUGAGUACAAUUCUUAAAGGGAUAGUUCACCCAAAAAUACAACAUCUGUCCUCAUUUAGUCUCCCUCAUGCUUUUCCAAACCCCUAUGACUUUGUCUUUGUGGAACUCAGGAAGAGAUGAAAAAAGAUGAAAAAGGUGAAUGGUGACUGAGGUUAACAUAUUGUUUAACAUUUCCUUUUGUAUUCCAUGAAAGAAAGUCAGUCAUACAGGUUUGAAACAAACAUUACAGGGUGAGAAAAAGAUAGAAUUUUAAUUUUUGGGUGAACUAUUCCUUUAAAAUCAGAUAAUCUCAGAGUCAGUGGUACAGUAAAAAAAUAUGUACAGAGGAAGCACUUAAAUCUAUACAGACGAUCCACAGCUCAUUUCAACAUGGAGACACCAAGAUUUUGAUGUGGCUUUUGAUAUUAUAGAACAUUGAUCUUGUUGGUGGUUUUAUUGUCCAGCAAGGUAGUAACCAUUUACAGGACUUAACCAAAGCUUACAAAGUGCAAAUAGUUCUCAUUACAUUUUAACUUCCCCAACAUUGUUUUAAUUGUCUUUACACAUGCUGUGUCUUUUGUUCAGAUUCUUCCUCUCCUAUUUGUUGUUUUUGAUGAGCAUAGGUAUUUGUGGUUCACAAUGGGCCUUUUUAUUUUUUUAUGUGGGCCAGUCCAUGGUAUUUGAUAACUCUGUGGCCUUCUGGACAUAGUGCUUUGUUUUUCCAUAAUGAUUGCAAAUAAUAUUUAUUGUUUAAUGUUAUUUCUUGGCUUUCACAAGUGUAAAUACAUAGAUUUUAAGAGUCAGUGUUCCAGAUGGGAAUAUGUUAUUUCAAUUUAAGAAGGAUAUUGUAGCUUAGCCAUGGAUUUAAUUACAUUUUGGUCCAUUAUGUCUAAAUGAUAUAUCUUUCUUUACUUUGAUGAAUUAAGUAAUACAAACUAAGAUUGUCCCUUUAAAGAGUCCCAUUUCACAGAGCCCAUGUGUCAGACAAAAAGCUGUUAAAUAUUUCACCAAAUCUGAAAUCCUGUGUUUUUUAUGAUCAUCACUUUAGUUCGCAGUCUGUUAUUUACUACUUGCUAACUGUGGGCUAAAUCCAUUUCAUUUUUAAAUAUGGAGAUCUAGCUUAAUUAUUUUUUGGUGUUGCUUAAACGAUCUUAUUCCAAACAUAAUCAAUUUCAAUCUCUUUGGAUAGAAAACCUUGUAACGUGUACUGCAUCUUUCCCAAAAUCACCAGUACUGGUUGAAUUUGAAGAGGAUGCCCUAAAAACACUGGACAAAAAUAUUAACUGCCCUUGUGUGUGCAAGAGAGUGUCUCAUCCAUCAUUCCUGCACGGAGCUCAGAAGUGAUGAACGACAGUCUGCCGACAAGUGACAGGUCCCGAGACCCAGCAGAGAAUGAUUGGGGAAAUUCACCAUGUAUUCACCAUUUCUCUCUCUGCUUACCUUCACACUGACACAGUACAAACUAGCUACAGUAGGCAACUCAAAACUUUAAUGUGUAACAUGAGAAAAAAAGAUUGUGGAUUUUGUAGUGUUGUAUCCUUGCAUUUUGGGCUUUUAGUCUAAGCUAGGCAGUUGUUUUAGGUUUGUAUAUAUCUUUUAUUUAACACUAAUGUGAAUAUGAUGAUAAAUGUCUGUUUACCAUUGUGCUAUGAACAUUAUUGUAAAUUAAUACAUUUAUUUGCCUUUAAAACCGUGGACUGCUAUUGUGUGGAUAAACAACACAAGAACCAGGCUUCAGGUGUCAAGGGAUUUAAUAGAGGGUUUCUGAAAUGGCCCUUGAACUUUUUUUUUUUCCCCCUAUUGUAUUAUACAGUAUCUGACAUACAGUACUUCUACCAAAAAUAGAACCCUGAAGUUGUGGGGAGAGAUGGUGGAUCCCAUCAGCAGGAUUAGCUAACAGAACAGCUAUGACA
Messenger RNA from Myxocyprinus asiaticus (Chinese sucker), 4337 nucleotides. RefSeq names its product zinc finger protein 710-like. The transcript is spliced from 5 exons. The record is from RefSeq and is a predicted model, not a curated record. Bases 110 to 2218 code for a protein of 702 amino acids. Lineage: Eukaryota; Metazoa; Chordata; Actinopteri; Cypriniformes; Catostomidae. Gene Ontology annotation, cellular component: nucleus.